AGGACACCGACCGACACCAAACUCAAGCAUCGAUAUAGGAAACCCGUUAUGAAGGGCUCAUUAGCACUUGGAGCACUGCUAUUUGCAGCCUCAGUGUGUGGAAACUGGGUGCAAAACCAUAUGAAAGAAGAGCAUCAGAUGGAGUACUUCGACUGGGAUGCGUUCUUCCGUCUGCAUGAUCUGGAUAGCGAUGGGGUUCUUGACUCUCAAGACGUCCGGGCCAUCUACGGUCUCGACAAUGUGAAAGACUUGACGCCAGAGCGCAAACUCGAGAUUGAGAAGACGGUGUUCGCUGCCCUUGAUGCCGACAGAAAUGGAGCAAUUACCCUUCAAGAAUUCAAAUCAUUCAUGGACGCGAAUGGCGACUUGCCGGAUUUUGGUUUCGAGGGCCACCAUGGUGACGACGAGUUGGAGUUCGACAUUCACCAUGUCAUGAAAUACCACACUGAUCCGGAAGACUCUGAGGAGAACUGGAGUCACCCCGAAGACAUCGAACAUUUUGCAAAGCAUAAUCUGGAACACCAUGAUGGAAUCGACCCUGAUACUGGUGAUCAUGUAGUUGUCCCUGAAGGGAUGGAGGACAUUAGAAUCGUCGUUCAAAUCCCCGAGAAGUUCAGGCGGAAGCAUUGAUUUACCUACAUCCAGAGCUGGCAUCUGAAUAUACCCAU
Molecule: messenger RNA, 668 nt
Organism: Saitoella complicata NRRL Y-17804
Lineage: Eukaryota; Fungi; Ascomycota; Saitoellomycetes; Saitoellales; Saitoellaceae
Exons: 3
Coding region: 49-630 (193 amino acids)
Cellular component (GO): extracellular exosome; endoplasmic reticulum-Golgi intermediate compartment
Molecular function (GO): calcium ion binding
Source: RefSeq, a predicted model, not a curated record